AUGCGUAUUGAGGGCACAAAAGUCGUUACAGCUGACAGCUCGGAGGAUCCUGUUGCACAGAGGGCACCUACUGUACCAAUCACAAUACCACAGAUGGCACCUGAGAUCCAGGUACAGGAAAUCGGCUGUGCAAAGGGAUUUGUGCACAAAAUUCAACUCAAACCAGAGGCUGUGCCAAUACAACAAAAACUCAGGAGACUUCCCUUCUCAGUGAGGCAGGCCGUGAGUGAGGAGCUCAAAGAUCUACAGGAAAAGGGUGUCAUAGAACGCAUCGAUGCAUCUCCAUGGGUCUCCCCAAUUGUGGUUACGCGAAAAAAAGACGGAGGAAAACUGCGCAUGUGUGUUGACCUCAGAGAACCUAACAAAGCCAUUGUAAGUGACUGUUACCCGUUACCACACAUGGACGAGCUAUUCUCUGAACUUAGAGGGGCCACAGUCUUUUCUACCAUUGACCUGGCCUCUGCCUACCACCAAAUGUUACUGCACCCAGACAGCCGUGAUAUAACUGCAUUUAUCACACAUGAUGGUCUUUUCCGUUUCUGUCGGGUCCCAUUUGGCCUUGCUUCAGCUCCAUCAGCUUUCCAGAAGAUGAUGACGACCAUACUAGCAGGCAUACCAGGAGUACAGGCAUACUUAGAUGAUGUGAUUUGCUACGGAACCACUCAACAGCAGCAUGAUGCCAACCUACAGAGGGUGCUGCAUGCCUUGAACGAGGCAGGACUUAAGUUAAACAUGCAGAAGUGCAAACUUAACCAGACUUCCUUGCGGUUUCUAGGCCACACCAUAUCCAAAGAAGGGCUUCAUCCAGAUCAAGAUCAGAUCAAAGCUGUGGCCAAUGCACCUGCCCCACAUGACACACCCUCGCUGCGAUCCUUUCUGGGCCUGGCAUCAUGGUACAGUAAAUUUAUUCCUGAUUUUUCUACCGUUGUUGAACCGCUUCGUCAAACACUCAGGGAGUCAACAGAGCGGCAGUUCAACUGGACGGCUGAGGCAGAGAAUAGUUUCACAGACAUUAAGAGACUGAUUGUUGGUAGCCCUGCCCUAGCACUAUACGACCCUGAACUACCUACAUAUGUAACUACAGAUGCCUCUGAUUAUGGGCUAGGUGGUGUACUUAGCCAAUUUCAUUCAGAUAACACAGAGAGAGUCGUGGCGUUUGCAUCCAGAACACUUUCUCCGGCUGAAAGAAAAUAUUCCACUGUGGAACGUGAAGCACUGGCAUGCGUGUGGGCAGUAGAAAGGUGGAGAACAUAUCUAUGGGGACAUCACUUUGUGUUACGCACAGACCAUCAAGCACUUACUACCCUGCUCACAUCCAGGGGUACUGGCCGGGCUGGAUUGCGAAUUGCAAGGUGGUCUGCAAGAUUACUUUGCUUUACAUACGAAGUUGCUUACCGCCCUGGAAAACUGAAUGUAACUGCCGACUGCCUGUCCAGGCUUCCACUAGCCACAACAGGAGAAGAUGAAGUGGAACCGGACCUAGUAGCAACCGUUUACAUGGAGUCUUUGCAUGCCAUAUCCUUGUCGGAGUUCACCGCCGCAUGUGACUCUUGUCCGGAACUGACUCAAUUGCGACAGCAAAUACAGAAAGGCUGGCCAAAAUGCAGAAAGAACGUAAGAAACGAGCUGAUUUCAUACUUCAAUGUACGAGACGAACUGGCUGUAGACAAAACACUUGUCAUGAGAGGUACUGACCGGUUGAUUGUGCCCACAUCACUGCGAUCCAAAAUGGUAGACUUGGCACAUGAGGGGCACCAGGGAGUGAUACGCACUAAACAGAGACUGCGAGAACUGUAUUGGUGGCCACAAAUGGACAAAUAUGUACAGAGUAAGAUUGCGUCCUGUGUGUCAUGCCAAUACAAUGACAAGACAGUGAAGACUGCACCUGCACCACUUACACCCGUCAAAUUGCCAGAUGGACCAUGGGAAAAGGUGGCCAUUGACAUAACCGGUCCUUUUGAACGUGCUACAUGGGAUUGUCGUUAUGCUAUCACUCUCACAGACUACUACAGCAAAUGGCCAGAAGUGGCAUUCGCCUCUACAGUCACAACAGAGGUGAUUACCCGUUUUUUAGCUACAGUGUUCAGUCGUGAAGGAAAUCCGACCUACCUAGUCUCUGACAAUGGAUGUCAAUUCACUUCCCACGAAUUUGCGAACUUUCUGAGAGAGAGAGAGAUAAAGCACCUGCGCUCCAGCGUCUACUAUCCAAGAGCCAAUGGAGCGAUUGAGAGAUUCAAUAGGGUAUUAAAAGAGUGUCUCCAGACGGCAGAAAGAGCACACAAGCCGUGGAAACAAACAGUGACAGAAUUCUUACAGAUUUACCGAGCUACACCGCACGCUACUACAGGAGCGACUCCAUUUGAGUUGCUGAGAAAUAGGAAGAUGCGCACUAAACUGAAUAUCUUUCCUGUCUCACACAAAAUUACAUCACACAAGCAAGUCAAAGAAACUGUAAAACAAAAUCAACAAAACAGUAAGGAGUAUACAGACAAAAAGCGAAGAGCAAAAGUGCCCACCUUCAAAGUGAAUGAUGUUGUGCGAGUCAGGAGACCGGAACACGUUUACAAGGGGUCUUCCAAAUACACCGAACCUCUGACGAUCGUAAAGAAGGUUGGACCAGGUACUUAUCUUCUCAGCGACGGUCGGAAAUGGAAUGCCUCAAAACUGGCACGUUUCCCAAAGGAGGCUCUAGCUUGCACCAGUGAGAACAAUGAGACUACACUGGAUGGUCUCACCGUGACAGAGAAUGUGCAUGUUGGGCAAGAACCAGGCCCUAGACGCACACUCAGAGUCCGUAACCCACCUAGGUGGUUAAAAGACUUUGAGAGAUGA
This is a messenger RNA of Pimephales promelas (fathead minnow), 2832 nucleotides long. The record is from RefSeq and is a predicted model, not a curated record. Lineage: Eukaryota; Metazoa; Chordata; Actinopteri; Cypriniformes; Leuciscidae.